GGAGACAUGAAUAGAGGCAGAGGCAUCGGCAAGAGGAGGAGCUGUGUAAUCUGACACGGCUGGGCCCAUGAACCGGUCCCACUCCUCCUCCUCCUCCUACUCAGAGAGAGAGAACCAGAGAGAGUGAGCAUGCUGACUUCAGACUGACAUUUGACUCCGUGGUGACUGUGCAGGCGGGACUCUCUCCUUCUUUCUGCGUUUGUUCUGAGAGUUUGCUCCUCUGUGCAACAGCGUGCUUCUUCCCUCUCCGUUUUCUUCACUUGGAGAGCUGACGGGAUACUCUGAAAGUCCUGGGAGUGGUCUAUCUCAAGCAAGUCUUGGAAUGUGCUAAUAGAGGGAAAAGCCUGACAACUUGACUCCUUAACCCUGUUUUUAGUCUUUUUGCCUCUUUCUGGAGAUUGCUGCUGGAAGUCUCCUUCCAGGCACUGGAAUCUGGAUCUACUUGUGUAACAUUCCUUGACUACAGCGAAUAUUUUUUUUUUUUUUUUUUUUUUUCUUCACACACUUUCUGCUCUACCAACUUUCUUUGUGCUCGUCCUGGGCUGUGCUUUACUGAAGAGAAAGUCUUUUAAAACACAAAUAUAUUGCUCUCCACUUUGAGGAACACUUGCUGGAAUUACGCAGAUUGUGCGAGUGUAGGUGUUUUGGGACUCAUCCCUUCCUCCUUUGGGGGGUUGGGGGUGGGGAUAGGCGACCUGUUGGAGCUGUGUUUUUAUCUUAAGCUGCUCUUAGAAGACUGCAGGAAAACGAGCGUGAAACUGAAAAGGAGGGACCCUCUCGUACAGGCCCUUUUGUUUUUAUGGAAAGAGCAUGAUGAAGAGUCAAUCUGCUCCCCAUGUCGGCUACUAUUAGACUACAGCCCGUGUACUCAUGGAAGGGGGUGCUCAAGCUCUUCUCUUGCAUAGCGGCCAGAACUGCUAGUAAACCUAAAGAGGUCCACACAUUUCAAGGAAAGAAGAAAGACGUACUUGGGAAUCAUAUGGACGAAGAAAUGAGUCGCCAGACUGCCACAGCGCUGCCCACAGGAACCUCUAAGUGUCCCCCUUCUCAGCGCGUCCCUACCUUGUCGGGCACCACCGCAUCCAACAGCGACCUCGCCAGCCUGUUUGAGUGCCCGGUCUGUUUUGACUAUGUGCUGCCGCCCAUCCUGCAGUGCCAGAGCGGCCAUUUGGUUUGUAGCAACUGCCGGCCCAAACUCACCUGCUGCCCCACCUGCAGAGGCCCUCUUGGUUCAAUCCGCAAUUUGGCCAUGGAGAAAGUGGCCAACUCAGUGCUUUUCCCAUGCAAGUAUGCCUCAUCGGGCUGUGAAGUCACCCUACCGCACACAGACAAGGCUGAACACGAGGAGCUUUGUGAAUUCCGGCCAUACUCUUGCCCCUGUCCUGGUGCCUCCUGCAAGUGGCAGGGAUCUCUCGACGCCGUCAUGCCCCACUUGCUGCACCAGCACAAGUCCAUAACCACGCUACAAGGUGAGGAUAUUGUCUUCCUGGCCACAGACAUCAACUUGCCUGGGGCGGUAGACUGGGUCAUGAUGCAGUCAUGCUUCGGCUUCCAUUUUAUGCUUGUGCUGGAGAAGCAGGAGAAAUAUGACGGCCACCAGCAGUUCUUUGCCAUCGUGCAGCUGAUCGGCACACGGAAACAGGCGGAAAACUUCGCCUACCGGCUGGAGUUGAACGGCCACCGGCGGCGACUCACCUGGGAGGCGACGCCACGUUCCAUUCACGAGGGCAUCGCCACCGCCAUCAUGAACAGUGACUGCCUUGUGUUUGACACCUCCAUUGCUCAGCUGUUUGCAGAAAACGGCAACCUGGGCAUCAACGUCACCAUAUCCAUGUGCUGAGGACUAACAGCUGUGCAUACUUGAACGCAUACACAAACAUACAAACAUGAAACCAGACAUUUCAAUACACCGCAGGAUACCUUGAGUCGUGCUUGGGGGACGGGGGAGUAGCUAACCUAGGGAACUUUUUGCUGUUGUUCGUUCCGAGUAGUCAUCAAAAAAAAAAAAAAAACUGUUAUUGGUUGGAGCUUGGCACGUCCAACCAGAACUCCUGGGUUCUCAGUUUUAUGCUACAAUAUUAUAUAAGUUAAAUAAUUAAUGUAUUCUACAUUUUUGAGAGCAACAUUCAUUGCCCUUGAAGGUGUCGGAAAGCCACGUUUGUGGAAUGGACAUUUGCAAAUGUGGCAUUUGGAACGAGGGUUUGAGGAACGGCACGCUGAGCUGGAUGGCGGUUGGGAAUAUUGAUCAAUUAUGGGGUGGGUUUGCUCAAAAUGCGCAACCCUUAGAGCAAGUUUUUGUUCGUUCUGUUGUUGUUUCCCAAGACGUUUUGCAUUUCAGUUCAGAUAAAACACUAACUUUUUAUGUUCAAAUAUAAGGUUUUGUUUUAUUCUAAUAUUGUCCCCCCAACACCUUUUUUUUUUUUUUUUUUUUUUUUUUUGUUCCCUUUAAUUUUUCCUACCUUGAGUAUGAUACAGAAAGGUUCUGGUAAUUGGUGCAUGACCACUGGAUAAGUUAUAACAAGUCCAGAUUUCAUUUUAGAAGUCUUGUUUGUUUCUGCCUGUCGCUGCAGUGUUUCUCCUGUUUGUUUUUGAAGGGAUGGCUUGGCACACGCACAUCAAGCCAGGUUAUAAAAGCCACACUUCUUAUUUUUUUUUUUUUAUAUCAAGUACUCUUGAAAGAUAGAUAGAAGUUGUACAGUAUGUGUGAGAUCAUAAGUUUUGUUUCCUAACCUGAAAGCCCUCAAUUACAAACACUGGAGCAAACACUGCAUUGAAUGUCAGGCUAGGAACCGGGGCAAUUAAUACAGUUAUUAUAAUGAGAUUAUUGUCAUAAUUAUCAUUUUGUAAUGACUUAAUAAGAAAAUGGAAUGAAAAAGGCUGUUGUAACCUUGUGGCUAAUCUUCAGUGUUUGUAGAUAGUGUUCUUCAGAAGACAUCCGUGUCUUCUUUUCUCUUUUUGUAAGUCGAUAUUUUUUGUUGCUGUUGUUCUUUGUAUGUCUGUAUUUCUGUUUUUUUUUUUUUUUCAAGGAUAGGGUGAAGCAAAGCCAAACAUCUCUGUGGAUACAUUGUACUGUUGCUAGUCCUGAUCUCUAAUUUUAUUUGUUUUAUUGUUUGUUUUGUUCUAUUUUGCCAGUAAAUAAAUCUAUCUUUUUCAUA
Molecule: messenger RNA, 3155 nt
Organism: Onychostoma macrolepis
Lineage: Eukaryota; Metazoa; Chordata; Actinopteri; Cypriniformes; Cyprinidae
Gene: siah1
Product: siah E3 ubiquitin protein ligase 1
Exons: 3
Coding region: 836-1840 (334 amino acids)
Biological process (GO): multicellular organism development; proteasome-mediated ubiquitin-dependent protein catabolic process
Cellular component (GO): cytoplasm
Molecular function (GO): ubiquitin conjugating enzyme binding; zinc ion binding; ubiquitin protein ligase activity
Source: RefSeq, a predicted model, not a curated record